CGGUGCCGGGCCGGCCGGCGGGGGGUGAGGGGCGGCGGGAGCCGCUCCUUGGCGGCCGCCGGGGCCCUGCGGAGCUGCCCUGCGCUCCCCGCUCCCCGCCCAGCCGGGUAUUGUUCCCAGCCCGGCUCCACCGGGGAAGUUUUGCCCUCGUCCCGGCCGCGCUCCCCGCCGGGGCGGGGGCCGCUUUGUCGCCACCUCCCCCGGCGUGCGGCGGCCGGCGGAGGGGGGCCGGAGGAGGAGGUGUGCGUGGGGGGGGGGGGGGGGGGGGCGGUGAGGCUCAACAUGAUGGCGGCUGAGGCCGGGGUUGAGGAGGGCGGCUCGGUUACCUCAGCCGGGACGGCAGGAGCCACCGCCAGCGCGGAGCCGGGGCACUACCCCGCCGUCUGCCGCGGGAAGGGUCUGGGCUUUCAGGGCUCCUUCCCGGCCGGUUCCGGAGGCGGCAGUCCGGCUUUGUGUUCGGUGCUGGGGCACCUGGAGCUGGGCGCGGGGCCUGCCCCUUCGGCGGCCGGCCCGGGGCAGGGAGCGGAGGCGGCUCGGGCGACCGAUCCCGGCACAGCCGCUGCCGCCGCCUUCCCCCCGCUGCCGCCGCCGCCCCCCUCCUCGGCUGGGGGUCUGGGGACUGUGGAUGAAGGCGACUCGCUGGACGGGCCGGAGUACGAAGAGGAGGAGGUGGCCAUCCCGCUCAACGCGCCCCCCACCAACCAGUGGUAUCAUGGAAAACUUGACAGAACAAUUGCAGAAGAACGUCUUCGACAAGCAGGAAAACCUGGAAGUUACCUUAUUCGAGAGAGUGAUCGGAGACCAGGUUCAUUUGUGCUUUCAUUCCUUAGUAAAACAAAUGUCAAUCAUUUUAGGAUUAUUGCCAUGUGUGGAGACUAUUACAUUGGUGGACGUCGUUUUGCUUCACUCUCAGACCUAAUUGGUUAUUACAGUCAUGUGUCCUGUUUGCUGAAAGGGGAAAAGCUCUUAUUUCCAGUAGCACCUCCAGAGCCUGUGGAGGACAGAAGGAGAGUUCGAGCAAUUCUGCCAUACACCAAAGUGCCAGAAACUGAUGAAAUAAGUUUCCUUAAAGGAGACAUGUUUAUUGUCCAUAAUGAGUUGGAGGAUGGCUGGAUGUGGGUUACAAACCUACGGACUGAUGAGCAAGGUCUUAUUGUAGAAGAUCUGGUAGAAGAAGUGGGAAGAGAAGAAGAUCCACAUGAAGGCAAAAUAUGGUUCCAUGGGAAGAUCUCCAAACAAGAGGCUUACAAUUUGCUGAUGACAGUUGGUCAGGUGUGCAGUUUUCUUGUGAGGCCUUCAGAUAACACACCUGGUGAUUAUUCACUUUAUUUUCGGACCAGUGAAAAUAUUCAGCGUUUUAAAAUAUGUCCAACAUCAAACAAUCAGUUUAUGAUGGGAGGCAGAUAUUAUAAUAGUAUUGCUGACAUCAUUGAGCACUAUAGAAAAGAACAGAUUGUUGAAGGAUAUUACCUUAAAGAUCCUGUUCCAAUGCAGCACCAAGAACAAGUGCUUAAUGAUACAGUGGAUGGAAAAGAAAUCUACAAUACAAUCCGUCGGAAAACAAAGGAUGCUUUUUAUAAAAACAUUGUCAAAAAAGGUUAUCUUCUGAAAAAAAGUAAAGGAAAGAGAUGGAAAAACUUGUACUUUAUAUUAGAGGGAAAUGAUGCCCAGCUUAUUUAUUUUGAAAGUGAAAAACGAGCCACAAAACCCAAAGGACUAAUAGACCUUAGUGUGUGUUCCGUCUAUGGAGUACAUGACAGUUUGUUUGGCAGGCCAAACUGUUUUCAGAUAGUAGUUCAGCACUUUAGUGAAGAGCAUUACAUCUUUUACUUUGCAGGCGAGACUCCAGAACAAGCACAGGACUGGAUGAAAGCUCUGCAGAUGUUUUGCAGUUUAAGAAAAACCAGUCCAGGAACAUCAAAUAAACGUCUACGUCAGGUCAGCAGUCUUAUUUUGCAUGUAGAAGAAGCUCAUACACUCCCAGUAAAGCAUUUUACUAAUCCGUAUUGUAACAUCUACCUGAACAGUGUCCAGGUAGCAAAAACACACAUCAGGGAAGGACAGAACCCUGUGUGGUCAGAAGAAUUUGUCUUUGAUGAUCUUUCAUCUGAUAUUAAUAGAUUUGAGAUAAGUCUUAGUAACAAAACAAAGAAAAGUAAAGAUCCAGAUAUAUUGUUUAUGCGUUGCCAAUUAAGCCGAUUACAAAAAGGAUAUGCAACAGAUGAGUGGUUUCAACUCAGUUCCAAUGUACCAUUAAAGGGUAUUGAGCCAGGAUCUUUGCGUGUUCGAGCACGAUAUUCUAUGGAGAAGAUUAUGCCAGAAGAGGAGUACAGUGAGUUUAAAGAGCUUAUACUCCAGAAAGAACUUCAUGUAGUCUAUGCCUUGUCACAUGUUUGUGGACAGGAUAGAACACUGCUGGCUGGGAUUUUAUUGAAGAUUUUUCUUCAUGAAAAGCUUGAGUCCCUGUUGUUAAGAACACUAAAUGACAGGGAGAUAAGCAUGGAAGAUGAAGCUACUACCUUGUUUCGUGCCACCACUUUAGCAAGUACACUGAUGGAGCAGUAUAUGAAAGCCACAGCGACAAGCUUUGUUCACCACGCACUGAAAGACUCUAUAUUAAAGAUAAUGGAGAGCAAGCAGUCCUGUGAGUUAAAUCCCUCAAAGUUAGAAAAAAAUGAAGAUGUGAACACUAAUUUGGCACAUCUACUCAGUAUACUUUCAGAAUUGGUGGAGAAAAUAUUCAUGGCUGCAGAGAUACUGCCUCCGACACUGAGGUAUAUUUAUGGGUGCCUACAGAAGUCUGUUCAAAACAAGUGGCCAGCUAAUACCACCAUGAGAACGAGAGUUGUUAGUGGCUUUGUUUUUCUUCGACUGAUUUGUCCUGCUAUCCUGAACCCAAGGAUGUUUAAUAUCAUCUCAGAUUCUCCUUCCCCCACUGCUGCAAGAACGCUGACGCUGGUCGCCAAGUCUGUGCAGAAUUUAGCAAAUCUGGUUGAAUUUGGAGCUAAGGAGCCAUAUAUGGAAGGGGUAAACCCAUUCAUCAAGAGCAACAAACAUCGCAUGAUCAUGUUCUUGGAUGAACUUGGGAAUGUUCCAGAGCUCCCAGACACUACAGAGCACUCUAGAACUGACCUGUCUCGGGAUCUGGCGGCCUUGCAUGAGAUCUGUGUGGCACACUCAGCUGAACUCCGGACGCUCAGCAACGAGCGAGGUGUAAUGCAGCAUGUCCUCAAGAAGCUUUUGGCUAUUACUGAACUGCUUCAACAGAAACAAAAUCAGUAUUCAGUGUCUAAUAACAUCAGGUAGCAGCCCUGCACCUGAAUUCUGCAUGGAUCCAGCAUGCCCAAAAUGGCAACUCACACCAGUAUCACUUUCUUCUUGCUCUUGCCAAAAAUAGCACACCCUGUCACAUUCCCAGUGAUGUGUGAACUAUGCAAAAAGAAAACAAAGAUUCUGUUGGUGAAUGAUUGUACCAGCAGCUUUUUAAGCUAUCUGUGCAGGACACUUGCACUUUUUUCCACUUGGAAACAGUUUUCACAACCUCUGAGCCUUGGUGUACAGUUCACCUUCCGCAAAGAAAAUGCUGUGACUGUGUCUUGAACUUUGAAAAUUAUUUUCAGCACCUCUGAUUGCCAAAGUUUUGCUAUCUUGUUGGAAAAGAAUUAUCAACUGACAUGAGAAGAAAUGUGUUGUUUUGACAGCCACAUAUAACUGGAUAACAUUUCUUACUGUAAUUUCUGACUGGUUACAAUAAUUAUGACUUUUGACUGUUUCAACCACUUUAACUUGUAUUUACAGUUUCCAGAAUUUGAUGUUAUGGUAGGAACAAUCUUUACUGUACACUUUUUAUACCAUGCUGUUUCUCUUGCUGGAAUCAUGUUGAAAGAGAAUAUGCAGAAUGGGUCCUGUCAGCUUUAUUUUUUGAUGUGCCACUGAUUCAGUCUGAAUAGUUCGUCCAUCAAGAACUGUAUAUCCAGAUAAAUCACAAUGCUUUUGUAAAAUGUUUACAACAGCAAAUAAUUUGAAUUCAGUAAAUUUAUUGAUCAUUGUAUCAGACAUGCAUGCAUUCAUUAAACCAUUUUAUAAAAUAUGUAUUGGUUGGUCUUUUGUGCACUGUAAGUCUAGCAUAGAUAUUAUUUUUAUAAGUGAAAAAUAAGUUUUUAAAAUAAAUCAAGCUGCAGAUCAACUCUUCAUGGAAACUGGCUAAGUUUGGCUGCUUUGGAAAUCUUUUACAGUGUAUGCGCACAUGGUGUACUUUGAAAUGUUCAUGCAGUGUCACUUUUUUAGCAUGAAUCCUCAGAAGAGCAUUACCUUGUCCAUAUGCCUUAAUUUGUAGGUAUCUCAUGGGGUGAGAAAGUAGAUGUUAAAACUUUAAAAAAAAAAAAAUAAAAUACACAGUUGAUUCAGAGGGUAUUGCAGCAUCACCAUUUCUAGGCAGUGAUCUAGUAAGGAAUAGAAGGAAGCUGAGGUUCGCUGACAAGACUAAUGAGGUGAUAAUGACAUAAACGACUGUGUAAUGCGAACAUUAGAACAACUGCACUGCAGUUCCUGCCUUUCAGAACUGCAUGUUCCAUUCACUGCCACGCUAAAUGAUGUAGGCUUUGUCUUUGGGUCUCUGCUGCAAUCCUAGCGCGUGUCUUCCAGGCCUGCAGUUGCCCUGUGCCUCUCCAGCCGGGGCAACUUCAUGCAAGGUGGGUGCCCAGCGCUGCAGCUGAGCUCCCAGGCACGACACAUUUGGUCGGCAGAGGCGAUGCUCUUCGUACAGCCCAGUGAAGACGUACCCAUCUGCAAGACCUCGGUACUACCGAAUUAUCUUUUCACUCAUCCCAUAAAACCGCUGCUUGACCUAUUGCUCUGAAGCCUGUGUUGUCAAACCACUGCCAAACUGCAUCUCGGGGGGAAAAGGUAAUUUAAGAAUCUUUUUUUCCUGCCCUACUCAGUUCUCGCUCUGUAUAGCAUUAGGUCGCUCAUGUCACGAUCCCAGUUUGUAACGUUUUUGUGUGUGAUGAAUGCUCUGUUUUUAUCCUCCAGCCAGCUCACAACCUCAGUACAUGACUUAACACAGUUUAAGUCACACCUCCUUCACUUGAUGAUGACAGCGGUGUGUAAAUGGUGUCAGGCUUUCUGGAGUGAAGUUGUGAUUGAGAGCUGCUUUUCUUCCCUGACUAGCCACCUGAUGGCCCUGGUACAGAAGGACUUGUCAAAACCAGGGUGGAUCAAGUGGGUUAUUUUGCAGAUUUAGUUGGCUGGGUGUAGGUAGUGUAACAUGGUAAAAAUACAAACUUUGGAGGACAGAUUUGGCUGGCUAUGUCCCUAUUACAUACAGCGAUGAGAUUGAAACUAAGGAGCUCCUGAAGUGGCAUUUGGGUGUGCGUAUUGUAGAACUGUUUAUGUUCUAAAACCGUACAUGAAAAGGAAACAGACUUUGCUCUAGAUUUGGAAAACACCUAACUACUUAUGAAGACAUUAAAAAAUACUAUUCUCAGUUGCCCCCAGGUUCGUCACGGCAAACUAAUCUGAGAUCACAGCUGCUGAGUCACAAAGUUGUGAUUAUUACUUUCCAUGUGGUAAAAUACAUUGCUGCAGCCUCUUGGUAGCUUGGAGAACAGCUUUCCAAACGCACCAAGUGUUACGGGCAUGGCUGUAUCCUUUUAGCUGCUUCAGUGACAAGCUUGGGAAGAGGGGAGCACAUCCCGCUCUGAAGCACAAAUGUGGCUGUCAGCAGAUCUGUCCCUUCCUUGCAUUUAUCCUGUUCAAUAAAUGCCCAAUCUGACACGAGCUACUGCCACGCUGCGAUCCUACGCGUCAGUCACAUCUCAAACUGCUCCUGGACCAAAGCUCUUCCCUGCGUGACAGAUUUCUCAAGGCAAACAUUUCUUUCUAAUGCUUGCCCUUCAGUAGAUGAGGGGGUUAAGGGGGUUAAACGGAACUAUAACUAAUUGUUUUAGUGAAGUCAAAUGCUUUAUUACAAAGAUACUAGCGACAGAAUAAAUACCUCAUGCCACAGUGUAAGGAACCUGUGGCAGGCAGGCUCACACGUGACACCAAGUAGCAGUUUCUGCAGGGGUAGGAUUCCAUCUUCCUUCAAUGUUACACUAAGUCCACAACAUCCUCAUCAGUCCUCCUGAUGGAAUGGG
Molecule: messenger RNA, 6137 nt
Organism: Tyto alba (common barn owl)
Lineage: Eukaryota; Metazoa; Chordata; Aves; Strigiformes; Tytonidae
Gene: RASA1
Product: RAS p21 protein activator 1
Exons: 25
Coding region: 283-3306 (1007 amino acids)
Biological process (GO): regulation of GTPase activity
Molecular function (GO): protein binding
Source: RefSeq, a predicted model, not a curated record